Molecule: messenger RNA, 534 nt
Organism: Chaetomium fimeti
Lineage: Eukaryota; Fungi; Ascomycota; Sordariomycetes; Sordariales; Chaetomiaceae
Exons: 1
Coding region: 109-432 (107 amino acids)
Source: RefSeq, a predicted model, not a curated record
CGCGACCGGAACAGAGAAUCCCAAUCGCAGGCGCUGUAAGCCGGCCAAAAAGGACCUCUCCCUCGGUUGCCGUGGGGAGGGUGCUGGGUUUGUAGAAGUCUCUGAUUGAUGAGGGGUCUUUCGUCGAUGUGGAGUCGUUUCCGCCUUGCGAGCCUGUGUUUAGGGUCUUGGAGUUCCGCUUACUGUGCACAUAACUCUGGCCGCACCCGGAAAUGGCAUGUUGAAAUCAGGAGAUAUCGGUGGCUGCGCGGGGAGCCUGGGGGCUAUUUGGAUUGUCGGCCGAGAUCAAGCAGUGAUCGGCGUGGUCGAGUCGCUCCCCCGCAUCCCGCCAUAUGGAUUCGGGGUUGGUUCGCUGUGGUCUCAUUCGGCACUCCUUCCGAUAACAAAGUUGCUUGUUUGUUGUUUGCCAUUGUAUACUGUGCAAGAGAUUGAUUUGACGGCUGCGUGAAUCGAGAGAGGGUCGAACAAAAAGUCUGUGGGGGUCGCAUAGUUUUCUCGCCCGGUUUGGGGGUCGUUUCUUGGGUAAUGGUUACC